GUUGACUAUCCUGCCCACAUAGUUCCUCUGUAUUCAUAAAAUAUUGUCAAAUUGUUAGUCACUUACAAUUCCUCAUAAAUUCGUGCACUGGACAGACAGAUUUCGUUGGGAAUAAGCUGGAAACGUGCAGAAAAAUACAGGUGUCUUCUUCUGAUGAUUAUUUUGGCAACACGGAGAUAGGGAAUCAUGUUUAAGAAAGGAAAAAGGAGACCAGAAAUAUCUAAGCCAAGUAACUUUGAACAUCGUGUCCAUACUGGAUUUGAUAGGGACCAGGGGAAGUAUGUUGGACUGCCUCCACAAUGGACAGGGAUUAUUAUCCCGGAGGAGAACGAUCGGAGGAAACCAAUCGUUGAUGCCUCUAGGAUCACACAUACUGAAAUUCAGCCCUUAAAGACAAUCAUUGGUGAACCAAGACAUAUGAAUGGAUAUAAUCCUGAUGUAAGGUCAAUAACUGUUGCACGUUCAAACUCAUUACGCAGAGCAAGUCCUCCACAACAAAGACGUUAUGUUCAAGAAUAUCCUCCUCUUCAAGAGGAUGAACCUCCUCCUCAUGAUAGGUCAUAUCAAAGUCGAGGUGGUCCCCCUCAGUAUGACAGAGACCAAGAGCGAUCUAGGGGAGAUCCAAGACAAGAACCUAGAGAUUAUAACCGCUAUCCCACUAACGAUCCUCGACGGGAAAUGAGAGAUCCUCGUGAUAGACAGGAUCCAAGGGACAUUCACAGAGAUCCAAGGGAUCAUAGAGACCACAGAGACCCUCGUGAUUAUAGGGAGUAUCCUCCCGAUCAAAGAGAUGGACCUCCUUUCCGUGAUGGGACAUUGGACCGAAGAUCUGAGGACCAUAACAGGAGUCAUAAUAGUUCAUUUGAUAAUAGAGACAUGUACCAUCCAAAACACAAUCAACCUCAUUUUGAUGGACGAGGUCCACAGUUUCCGUAUGACGAUUAUAAACAACACAAUCAGAUGCCUAUGAAUGGCAAUUCAAUGCAUCCUCCGGAAAGAUUGCCUCGUCAUCACGGAGGACCAGAUUCACCGCCACAUGGACCUCCUAAAAAUGGAGCAGGCUUACAGUAUGAUCGGGGUGGAGCCAAACCUUCCAACUUGCAAGUUUCACAGAAUAAUUAUUCUCCGACACCAAAAAUGCAGCCACCACCGAAAUCCCCCAACAAUACUGCACCGCCGCCUGGGUCCAUACAGGAGCAGCAGAGACUUUCACACGAGCAGUUCCGAGCAGCAUUACAAAUGGUCGUAAGUCCAGGCGAUCCUAGAGAUAAUUUGGAAAACUUCAUAAAAAUAGGAGAGGGAUCUACAGGCAUUGUGUGUAUAUGUACAUCAAAAACAACGGGUCAAAAUGUGGCAGUGAAAAAGAUGGAUCUGCGGAAACAACAGAGGAGAGAGUUGUUAUUCAAUGAGGUUGUUAUUAUGAGGGAUUAUCACCAUCCCAAUAUUGUAGAUAUGUAUGAUAGUUUCCUUGUUGGUGAUGAAUUAUGGGUAGUAAUGGAGUUCCUUGAAGGUGGUGCUCUGACUGAUAUUGUAGUCACACAAAACAGGAUGGAUGAACACCAGAUAGCCACUGUAUGUAAAGCCUGUCUGAAAGCCUUGGAUUUUCUACAUAGAAAUGGUGUUAUACAUAGAGAUAUUAAAUCUGAUUCAAUAUUACUGGCUCAUGAUGGAAGGGUUAAAUUAUCUGAUUUUGGUUUUUGUGCACAAGUCACACCAGAACUACGCCAAAGAAAGUCAUUGGUAGGAACACCGUAUUGGAUGGCUCCAGAGGUCAUUUCAAGGUUACCAUAUGGCCCAGAGGUGGACAUCUGGUCAUUAGGUAUAAUGGUUAUAGAAAUGAUAGAUGGUGAACCACCGUUUUUUAACGAGCCACCACUUCAAGCUAUGCGUAGAAUUAGAGAUAUGCCUCCACCAAAACUUAAGAAUGGUAAUCGGGUUUCACCAAGAUUACAAGGAUUCUUAGAAAGAAUGUUGGUGCGAGAUCCCAUGCAGAGAGCAACCGCGUCAGAAUUAUUACAGCAUCCGUUCUUAAGAGGAGCAGAUAAACCAUCUUGCCUUGUGCCACUAAUGAGGAGUUUCAGACAUAGUCCAUGCUGAAGAAAAAUUUUAUAAAAUAACUUUUUAAAGUGCUAGUUAUACAAGGAUUGUUAAAUUAAAGCAUGGCAUUCCACAGUAAUCUGGAUCAUAUAUAACUGGAAUGUUAUUUAGUUGUUGAGCAGACAAUUGAAAUAAUGACAGACAUACAGAAAACAUAAGAAGAGUGAAAUUGGCAAUGAAUGAUGGAACAUACCAGAAAUACAGCAUGGCAAGUCAGUGUUUACGGCAAAAUUCUUAUAUCAGAAACUUCACAUAUGAAAGAUUUGAUAUGAGCUAUUAUUCGUGAUUGUGUAAGAAUUGACAUGCACACAAAGGUUGUAUGGAUUGUUAAGUGUUAAAUUUGAUUGGAUGUUUAUCAUUUUAAAACAAGUUUAGAGAAUUUAUAAGUAAAUAUCAAAGCGUUGUUCAUACUGUGUGGAAGGAUGGGAAUGUGAUUGUUUAUAUUCAUGGGAGUCAUGUGUUAGUCCCUGGAUAGUGUUUAUUUAUCAUUGCCGUUAGGUUGUUUUGUUUGUUUAGUUAACUGCCGUGUUAUAAAUAAAUCAUAUAUUAAUAAUAGUCAAAUAUCGUGAAUAAUAUAAAAGUAAUAAGCCAGUUAUUUAUAUUUUUUGUUUUUGUUUAUUGCUAAUGUGAAUUAUAGUCACCUUACAUUUGUAACCAUAUAUUGCAUUUGCCAUUGUAAAAAUGUACAGAAAAGGUGACUUUGUGAAAAUCUCUUUAGCUGGUGUUGAGUGAUUCACUGUGAAUGCUGGUGGUUGUCAUUUGUUUCCAUAGUACACACAAGGUGACUUAGUGAAAAAUCGCUGUUGCUGGUGUUGAGUGGAUCAAUGUGAAACUGUGAUUGCUAGUGAUUUUUGUUGACAAAACUCUUUGAUUUAUAACCCAGUGAUAUAUAGCCUAUGAAUAAUUCAUAGAAAUUUCAGAGUAAAUCACUUAAAAUCACCAAGAUUCACCCUGAAAAAUUGCCACUAAGAGUGAUUGUUAACUGAAUAUAGUUUAUUUGCAUACAUUUCCACACCCGAUUCCAGGGUUUAAAAUUUGAAAACAUUAACAGCCUUCCUCUUACACCUCAUAUUUAACUGAUAACUUUAUAUCUGUAUGUUUCAUUGAAUCUUGAAUUUUAUUGGUGCAAAUUUCAUCAUGUGACUUUAAUUUAGAUUGAUUCUUCAUAAUCAUGAUAAUCCAGUUAAAACAAAAUUUAAGUUAACACAUUUUCAUGAUUUUAUUUUAUCAGUACAUCAGCAAUGCUAUUGAGCAGGAAUUUUUGCAACUGAUAUUAAGAAAUUAUUAAAUAUGAAUAAUGUUUUUUUAUCGAUUGUGUAAAUACAAAUAAGAAGAUGUGGUAUGAGUGCCAAUGAGACAAGUAUACAUUUUAAGAUUUAAAUGCAUCUUUUUUCUUUUUUCGCAUGGUUGUAAAAGCAUGGACUGUUUGUGCAGUUUUUUGUGCAUCAUUCAAAAUGCGCCAUGAUCAACAUUUAAUAUUUCAAUGAACUUACAAAAAGAAGCAUUAAUACAGUUAAAUCUAAUUGUUCAAAAAGAUACGAAGUCAUGUUCAAAAAGUUGAUUUCAAACCCUGUUCAUACAGUACAAACAAAUGACCAAGUAAAAAAUAUCAUGUGCACUGUACAUUAUUGUUGGUCCUUAAUUUCUUACCACUAACCCUGGAAUAAAUCAGUCAUUGAAAACUAAGCAAAUAGACUGACUUCAUGUUCUAAGUCUUUACAUUGUAUAUAAGUUUGGUGAAAUUUAAAUCAUCAUUUGUUUUGUUUGUAUGGAAAGUGUACUCAUUAUUACGUUGAAUAAGUUACAGAUGUCUGUCAUUAGCUGAAUGUUUACAGUUAUCUCCCAGAGACCACUGAGACAAACUCACAUUCCAUACAUUACCAUGAUCGAAUUGAUACUUUUUUAAACAUUUUUUAGGCCAAAAUGAUAUAUACAUGUGUAAUUGAAAUUAGUAUUUGUAUUGUAAGACCACCAAGAAAAUGAUUUUGACAAAUUGUAAAAAAGUAAUGGAUUUUUGUCAUAAAUUGGGUUGUUAACUACAUGUUUUCACAUUUGCUGAUACAUGCAAGUUGUAUUGUGAACUUUUUUUAUGUAUAAUAUACUAGUAUAAAUUUAUUAUCCCCUGACCCAACUAGGUUUGGGAGGGAAUAAAACAUGUUUGUUCAUUCUUUAGUUCUAACAUACAUUUGUCCUGGUUAAGUUUUGUCUUUAAGAUCUUAAUUUAAGCAACUACAAAUCAUAGAGGAUAAUCAUUUGUCAGUUGAUGCACAUGUUUAUCGAUUAAGGUACACACAUGAAUUAUGAGACCUUGACCUUCACUCAGUAAUGUAUUCAAUUUGAAAACAAACAAUAAUAACAUGGCAAGGGGAUUAGCUGUCAAUUAUGACCAUUUCUUUUAUAUUAUCUAAAUAUUAAUUUAAAAGUCAUUUAGAUUUCAUGAUGGGUUUGGUUUGUUUUUUUUGGGGGGUGUUCCUUUUUUUUUUGUUACAGGAUAUUUGGAUACUGAUUUCACAGUGUAAUUAUGCAACAGUGUGUUGAGAUUACCUCUAUUUUACAUUUUUUGGAGGGUACCCCCAACAUUACCAUUGUACAUUAUAUAUUGGACAAGUUGUUGCUUGUAUAUUUCCGUACAAUCAUUGUCAUACUGUCAUGGGCAUUGCUUAAACUCAAAAUUAAUGAUCUGUAGUUUCAAUACAUGGAAUCUUUACUGGAAAUGAAUGAUUAUUAGGGGUUCAGUAAAGGGAAUCUGUACUUACCAUUGCUUUUAUCAUGUUAUUAGCUGUAAAGGUAUAUAUUGUUAACUUUUAUAUGAUAUUAUAUAUAUAUACAGACUUUAUAUAUGUACAUAUCAAACCCUAUAUAUAUAUGUUAUAUAUAUAGGAAUGCAUGGUUGUUCUCAUAUUUAUAAAUUUUAAAUUAUAUUUUCAUCAAAUAAAAGGUUGUUUUUUUAAGAGUUAGAAUUUAUAACUUUUAUAUUUUAAUGAUAAUUUCUGUGAUUAUUUGUAAAUAAAUAGGAACUAAUAGGUUAGUGAGAGCUUGUAGAACAAAUAUUAUUUUGAAAUACUAACUUUUCUUUUUUUGUAGUAUAUGUUAAGCCUAACUAUGGGUGCAUUUAUUUAUUUUAAGCGUAAAACUUUUGAUUUAUUGAGAAUAUGUUAUCCUAAAAUGUAAAUGAAGUACCAGUUAUUGAAGCUUUCAAGAGUUCAUCUAAGCAUUGUACUAAGUUUGGUGAUGGUUGACUGUGACUUGGGCUCUGUUUUGGUUAUAAGAUUGUUAUUAAGGUUACAGACAAAGACACGUCAUUAAAUCUCAUUCACCACUUUGUUUAGAAAUUACCAACUUUACUUUAAAUCCAUAUUUUAUAAUGUCUGUCAGUCAAUAUGAUUUUAAGAAUGUUAGAAUAUAUGUUCUUCCAUAAAUAUCUUUUCCAUGGAUACUUUUUACUGCAAAUUAGAAUUUUUCUUAUGUAGUUAUUUAAUUGUAGCCAUGAGAACAAAUAGCAUGGAUUAUUAGGAACAAAUGAAUUUGAAAAAAUGAGACCAAUCAUCGUACUUCAACAAAAUCGUCAAUUACUGAACAUAUUGUCACAAGUUGAAUUUUGCAGCAUGUUUUUUUUUAGUUUUUUUUUACAUUGAAAUCUUGUGUAAUAAACAGAUAUUUUGAUAAAUGCACGAAUAAUUUAUUAAGAAUGUCUUUGAGGAAAUGAAAUUUUAUCUAAAUUGUAAAACUUAUGAAAUAAUUUUUCGCUUCAUUUGAACAAAUGAUUUUUUUUUUUUAAGAAAUAUUGACAAUAUUUUAAACAUUGAAUAUAAACAUUGAAGCUGCCAGUUGUAAAUACAUAUAUUGUAUUAUUUCAUCUGUAAUAAAAAAUAUUCAAAGUAUAAUUUUGAAUUUUUGAAUGUGGCAUAAUUUACCAGCAUGAUGCUCAAUUCAUUCCUUCAAUUUAUCAAACAGUGGCACAAAAUUUCAUGUAUCAAGAAACAAGUUUACAAUAAUAUAUAUUGGCAGUAGGACAUAUAUGUGUAUGUGUGUGUGUGUGUAAUACUUUUUGGUGCAAACUUUAGCAUGACAUGAUAAUUUCAUACACCAGUUGACAAAUUAGUUGGCAUUGCAUUUAUCAGUGGUGUGUCAUAUCAUUUCACUUUAUGAUUUCAGUAUUAAAAAUCGUCAUAUGUAGUACAAAACAUUUCUGCCCCAAGACUGUUUUUAAGCAGCUACACGUCUUGCUUAGUUUAAACAUAUUUUGUCCAUGUGAAGAAGAAAAAAAAUGUUUAUACUAAACACAACAUGUAGUUGCUUCAAACAGUCUUGGGGCAGACAUUUUGUUAAAGCCAUAUCAUGCAUGUAACUAGAAGGGGCUGGGGGUUUUGCAGGCUAGUUUUUGUCAAAUUUUUGGUAAUUUGAAAACAAAUAUGAAGAAAAAGGGCAUUCCAACCCCAUAAACCCAUGAAAACAUAAUUUGACACUGAAAAAAUAGGAAAAGAUGAAGAGUAGUGUUUACCAUCGCUGCCACAUAUAGUCAGGCUACCUGAAAAUUCUAAUUUCCUUUGAGUUUGGCCCUAUGAUUGUUUUUGUUACUUUGUGAACACUUUUUAAAUGGAUAUACUAGAUGUAAUAUUUGUUUUAAAUAACUUGUAUGUAGAAAAUAAAAGAUUACUAAUGAAAAAGGCAAGGUUAGGAGCAAUAUAUUUGAAUUUAAAGUCAAUGUUUUAAUAAAAUGUGCCUCUUAUUUGCAAAAGAAGAUAAAAAGAAUCAUGGUUAACAGCUGAUUUAUGUCAAGUUGAUAAAUAUUUAUAUGGUGUUUACAAGCUUUUUAAGAAGCUAAAACUUUGUCUUUUCUGUUUAUCAAAAAUCAUAAUUCUGGAAAUACUUCACUCUCCAUAAAAUAUUUGUUUGAAAAUCAUUAAAUCUGUUAAUUAUAAUGCAGUGCCAGGUGACACUUAGUUUUGCACACAUGAAUAUAAAUUUUCAUUCUCUCAUCAUGGAAGGUCAUUUUGUUUCAUAGUAACUCAGUCAGUUAGAAAAAAGAUUAAACCAGAAAGUUACCAGAUCCAUUGAGUUAGAAAAAAGAUUAAACCAGAAAGUAACCAGAUCCAUUGAAAAAGAUAAAUUGUCAUUAAACACCCAACUGUUUUCUCUAAUUGUACAGGAAAUUUUUCAGGAAACCAGUGGCUCUUUUCUCAAAAAAUCCUAGAGUAAAUACCUGUAAGCCAUUUUAUCAUUUCAGCCUGACUUACGUUGUAUUUUAAUCGUGAGAUUACCAGGGAAAAGAAUCGCAGAUACGGUUCCACAUCCCUAGUUUAUUUGUUUCAUAUUUUCACAAUUUUUAUAUAGAAACAUGUUGAUUUUGGGAUUGAAUUUUUGCAGAUCAAUUUAAAAUGCAAAAAUAGAUACUUGUAUACCUCAAUUAUUUACCAGCUUGCAGGAGUGAUAGAACAUUUUUGACAUUCCAUAGAAAAAGUAAUUAUAAUAAUGGUUUUCUAAAUAAUAGCUUACAUUUCUCAAUGGUAGAUUUAAUACCAAAUCAGUUCAAUUAUAAAAUAAGCUUAAUAAUUGAUUAUGAUGAAUGAUUAAAAAUGUUUAUUUUGCCACAUCAAAGAUGUGCCACAUACUUUUGAUAGUUGGGACACUUUUUCUUCAAGUCUCUUCGAAAAAAGCCAGAAAGUUGCCAAACACAAUAUAAUUUAUCCAAAACAAUGUUUUUAAAAUGUGUAUUUUUACAUCCUGGGUAUUCAGAUGCUUAUAAGGUUGCUAUGGGCACUAGACCAUCAAAAGUUUUCUUUCACAUUGAUUAAUUGAAAUGUAAAAACAAAUUAUUUUAUUAACACAACAUAUUUUUUUUGUACACUAAAGUUUAUAAAUAUUUUAAAUAUAAUUACAACUUGAUAAUGUAAGAAACUUGAGUUUAUUCAUGGAAGUAAUGUUUACUAAUAUAAAAUUUAUAUAAAAGUAUUGUUAUAUCAGGAAAUUUAUGUAAGGCAUUAAUUUUACAACAGGAAAAGACUUAUUUUUUACACUAGAAAUAUGACAUUACAUUGAUUAAUCAAGAAAAUUUCAAUUCAAGUUUAUGAUACAGUAUACAUGUACUAGGAAAUUAAUACAUUCUGGACGAAGAAAUAAUUAUGCACAUACCGUAGUCUUUUUAUGACUUGUACAUUUUUGUAAAUUCUUUUUUAAUAAUGCUGUAAAUAUAUUGCUACUAAAACUUUACAGAAUGGUAAAGGAAAUAAAAUAAAAUAUAUCUUUUACAUAAGUAAA
Mytilus californianus (California mussel) is the source of this 8355-nucleotide messenger RNA. Its product is annotated as serine/threonine-protein kinase PAK 4-like. Gene Ontology annotation, molecular function: protein serine/threonine kinase activity; ATP binding. The transcript has 10 exons. The record is from RefSeq and is a predicted model, not a curated record. The coding region runs from base 187 to 2097 and encodes 636 amino acids. Gene Ontology annotation, biological process: regulation of MAPK cascade; protein phosphorylation; intracellular signal transduction. Gene Ontology annotation, cellular component: cytoplasm. NCBI's taxonomy places the organism in Eukaryota, Metazoa, Mollusca, Bivalvia, Mytilida, Mytilidae.